AUGAUGCGCAAAAAGCGACGCGCUUCGGUAGAAAAAGGAGAAGGAACAACUACAACAACCAAAGCCAAGAAGAGCUGCAGCACAGGUCGUCAGCCUAAAGAGGUGGCUGUUCCAGAGGAAAUAAAUCAAAGUGUUUUUGGAGAAUUUGUGAGGGAGGCAGGUGUCACCUUGAAAAACGAUGGCACAUCCAACGAGAUUGCUGUUGACCAGGUCGUUUUUCAGAAGCGGAUACAGCAGCAGCUACAGAAGAGCCCCAGGUAUCCCGGUAUCCUGCAGGAGUUCAUGACUGGACUGGAGGCUUAUAUUGAGAAUCCCGACAGGUUUAGGAGCUGCCUCCUGCCGUGUGUUCCACGGCUGUCUGAUCGGGACUCCAGUUCUGUUAGCUCUUUCCAGGAAAGCCUACUGAGAAUGUUACUGGGCAAUGAAAUGCUGCAGACUUUCAUCAUCACCACUUUGCUUGAGAAAGUCCCUGAGUUUAUGCUUGAAGGGUCAGUUCUAGAUCUGCUGGUUCUGUUCAUCCUCCACUCCACCAACGCUAACCAGAGCCGACGGGGGGCCGAGCGAGUCCUGAAGCUCAAAGUGAGGACCGGACUGCUCCAGGAGGCUCUGCUGCAGAAAACCUUCAGAGACUUCUCUCAGGUGAUGCGAGGGUACUUCCCCUCCAUCCUGGCUCUCGCUCAGAGUUUGUUGCGCUCUCCGGACCCCUGCGUGGUGCCUUUUGGUGGGCACAUGUACCGACACUCAUUUACUGCAUUUGACCCUUAUUGCCAACAGGAGGUUGUGGGAUCUCUGGUGACCCACGUGUGCAGCGGUGUGGGCGGGGAGGUGGACACGGCUCUGGAUCUCCUCUGUGCUCUGGUUGUGGAGAAGCCCUCUGAGAUGGCUCUUUAUGCUGUUUUUGUUAAGGGGAUCUUGGACUACAUGGACAACCUCACACCCCAGCAGAUACGAAAACUCUUCCACCCUCUCAGCAAAUUGGCGUUUGGGCAGCAGCAGCAAGGGUCGCACAUCCAGGACGAUAUGCACAUCGUGAUCCGUAAGCAGCUCUCCAGCACUGUGCCCAAAUACAAGCGAAUAGGCAUCAUUGGUGCUGUGAUGAUUGUAGGCAGCAUGGGAGCUCUUAGGCCUGAAGGAAAGGAUUCACAAGAUGGCUCCUUGUCUCAGGAAACACUGAGACAGGUCACAGCUCUGUUGGAGCUGGUGAAGUCGAGCAGCGGCAGCUCCCCUGAGGCUGCAGCUCUGUACUAUGACGAACUGGCCAACCUGCUGUGGAGCUCUGCACUAGACCCACAGGUGCAGGAAAUGAUUGGAACGAGCGUUCUGGAUGACUUCCAAGAUGACUUUGUGGUGGACCUCGGGCCAGAUAUAACAGGUUCCUUCCCCCUUCCAGCCCAUGUGAUGUACAAUCUGGAUGAGGAGGAGAGUCAGGGGUGCAUCGCCAUCAACCUGCUGCCUCUGCUGGCCAAAGAAACCCAAAACAAAGGCGAGCAGCAGACUCAAACCAGCAAAUCACCAAAGCAAGUGUCUCCUCUGUGCUUAUCUCCAUUUUUUCGCCUCCUGAGGCUUUGUGAGGAGAAGCAACAUCAGGGAGACCUGGAUGAGAUUGAUGCACUUUUGGGAUGCCCAAUGAUCUUGACAAACUUGGAUGUUGUGGAGAAAGUCGAGAGCCUGUCAAAAGCUCAGAGGGAGCUCUUCUGUUCGUUGCUUUUUCACACCAUCAACUGGUUCAGAGAGGUUGUAAAUGCGUUCUGCAAACAAAAAGAAACCGAGAUGAAGAUGAAAGUGAUGACUCGCCUGCAGAACAUCACGUAUCUGCAGACGCUGUUGGAGAGGGCUCUUGCAGCAACUCCUGGUUACGUUCCACCUGUUUCCAACUUUGAUGGAGAGAGCGCAGACGGGAUCGCACAAAGUUUUACUGUUCCUGUGACCAAAGCUAAGAAAAAUGGUGCAGGAAGGAAGAGGAAGGCUCCUGGUAAGAAUUCAUUAGAAGGAAGCUCUCAGUCUGAGGAGGCAGCUGAAGCAGAUGAAACUCAGCAGGAGCAGCCUGAAAAGGAGAAAGAAAAGGAGAUCCGUCCAGGCGUCAGUUUGACCGCCUACAGGCCGUUUUUCAGAGAGCUGGACUUGGAGGUGCUCGGCGUUCUGGAGUGUGGUCUGCUGUCGCGCUCGCUGCUGGACUCGGAGCUUCACACCAAGGUGCGAGAGGAUGUGCUGCUGGGUCCCGGUGAGCUCGUCUUCCUGCUGGAGGAUAUGCUUUGCAAGCUGGAGUUCAGUCUUACAGCUGCCACUGCUAGGAGAGCCCCUUUCCUCAAGGCCAGGGCUGAUAAAAGCAUAGGCUUCUCCCACCUCCAGCAAAAGAGCUCCAAAGACAUCACCUCCUAUUGUGUCCACCUGUUGCCUGCCCUCUGCACACACUUGGAGAACUGCCACAACCGUUUCCAGGCUGUGAUGUCUGAGAACCAUGGAGUUGUGGACGGGCCAGCUACAGAUGUGCAGGAGCAUCAGUUUAUGUCUUCAGCUUACCAGCUGCUCUUGCAGGUCCUGAACACUACAUUUAGCUGGUCUGGAUUCAGUCAGCCGGGCCAGAGGAACUUAUUGAAGAAGGCUUUGGGGGUUUUGGCUGGACGACUUAAAGAGGGAGGUCCUGAUCUGACCCUGGAGCAGCUUGUGAAAUAUAGUUUUGACUACCUGCUGAACUUCCGCAGCACAAUGCCAAGCCUCAGCACAGCUCUGUCUCUCUCCCAGCUUCUGUCCACAGUGGCAGAGAAAAGAGGGAAUCCAGCCGCCUACAGAGAGCAGACCGCUUCCCUCGCUCGACAUUUUCUGAGCCAAGUCUGGGUGACAGCGAGCGGAGAGAAGGAGCGAGGGCACAAGUUCAAUGAGGCUCUCCACACUGUUCUAAGCCUCUACCUGGAGCAUGUUGAUGAUGUUCUGAAGACGGUGGAGGAAAUAGCUGGAAAAGGAAUCCCUGAGCUACUUAAUGCAUCCAAAGAGGAAAACUCUGCAUCCUGGCCUACUCUCAACAGGCAGACAUUCCUGGUGUUUUACAAAGUGAUGAUGGCAGAGUUGGAGAAAGCUGCCAGAAAGAUUCCUGCUGGCAACAUGAGUGACAGCUCUGAGACUCAAAGUGAGAAACUGCUGACAUGGAACUUGGCUGUCAGAGACUUUCACAUCUUGGUCAACCUGGUGAAGGUGUUUGAUUCCAGGCCAGUACUUAACGUGUGUUUAAAGUAUGGACGACUUUUUCUGGAGUCAUUCCUGAAGUUGGGGAUGCCGCUACUAGACUACAGUUUCAAAAGGCACAAGGAGGAUGUCCAGAGUUUGCUGAAAACCUUCCAGCUCAGCACUCGGCAGCUACACCACAUGUGCGGCCACUCCAAGAUUCAUCAGGAUACCAGCUUGACCAACCAUGUGCCGGCUUUGAAGAAGAGCCUGGAGCUGUUUGUGUACAGAGUGAAGGCCAUGCUCAUGCUCAACAACUGCCAGGAGGCCUUUUGGAUGGGAAACCUGAAGAAUCGGAACCUGAAGGGUGAAGAGAUUCUUUCUCAGAGGUCACAAGGAAGUGACGAUGAUGAGGACGAUGACGAAGAGGAGGAGAACCAGAGGUUACCACCACAGCAGGAAGAGUCAGAGGAUGAGGACCAAGAGAGUGACUGAGGAAAUUCCCAAAAAGAAACAAAACCAA
Molecule: messenger RNA, 3682 nt
Organism: Nematolebias whitei (Rio pearlfish)
Lineage: Eukaryota; Metazoa; Chordata; Actinopteri; Cyprinodontiformes; Rivulidae
Gene: fancd2
Product: FA complementation group D2
Exons: 36
Coding region: 1-3654 (1217 amino acids)
Biological process (GO): interstrand cross-link repair; mitotic intra-S DNA damage checkpoint signaling; homologous chromosome pairing at meiosis
Cellular component (GO): condensed chromosome; nucleus
Molecular function (GO): DNA polymerase binding
Source: RefSeq, a predicted model, not a curated record